AUGCUGAGUUCUAGCUUGACCACUGUGAAGAGCCUUCCUUUGAAAAAGAGGCUCUGUUUUUUUUUUCUGCUGAAACUUGUAUGUUUUGAAAGCUCAGUGUUAGUAUUUUGUGAAUUUUUAAUUUAUUAUGUGGUAAUUUUUCAAUGUCAAUGGCCAGAAGUGAAAGGUGGAGCUCACAUGGAUGAAAAAGAGACUUCAACUUCAGUCCUAAAGGCCAUGAUUUUAGCUGAUACUCACCUACUUGGUGAAAUCAAAGGACAUUGGCUGGAUAAACUAAGAAGGGAAUGGCAAAUGGAGAGAUCUUUCCAAACUGCCUUAUGGUUACUGCAGCCAGAUAUUGUUUUUAUUCUGGGAGAUGUCUUUGAUGAAGGAAAAUGGAGCUUACCUCAGGCAUGGGCAGAUGAUGUCAGGAGAUUUCAGAAGAUGUUUAAAUAUCCAGUUUCUACUGAGCUGGUGGUGAUUGUUGGGAAUCAUGACAUUGGAUUUCAUUAUGAGAUGACUGCUUACAAGGUAAAUCGGUUUGAGAAGGUUUUCAACUUUACUUCAGGAAAGCUAAUAACUCGAAGAGGAAUAAACUUUGUCGUGGUGAACAGCGUGGCCAUGGAGGGUGAUGGCUGUGCUGUCUGCAGCUCCUCAGAAGCCAAGCUUGUGGCUCUCUCUCACAAACUGAAUUGCUCCCAGCAGAAACCGAAUCAUUCCAACAAAAGAUGCAGUGGUGUGGAAAAGCUUCCAGCUUCAGAACCCAUCCUUUUACAGCAUUACCCUCUCUAUCGGAAAAGCGAUGCUGAAUGCAGCGGAGAAGAUUCUGCUCCUCCAGAGCAGAAGAACAUCCCAUUUAAAGAAAAGUAUGAUGUACUGUCUCAGGAAGCAUCACAAAAGCUGAUAUGGUGGUUCCACCCCCGCCUGAUUCUCAGUGGGCACACACACAGUGCUUGUGAAGUGCUGCACGCGGGGAAAAGCCCAGAAAUCAGCGUCCCAUCGUUCAGUUGGAGGAACAGAAACAACCCUAGUUUCAUCAUGGGCAGCAUAACACCAACUGACUUCUCCCUCCAGAAAUGCUUCCUUCCAUAUGAGAGCAGAGUCUUUACUAUAUACUGUGCAGCAGGUGCUCUGCUUGUAAUCCUGAUACUAGCUCAUUUUCAGCUUCUCACUCCACCAUUUUAUUUUGCUCAGCAUUUAAUCAAUAAGCAUAAAGCAGUAUGAAGAGCCAGACAUCUGCAUUCAGUCACUGAAAUACCAAAGCUGAGAACAGUCAAACAUCAGACUAUAUUCAUGCCAGCAAAUGACCUAAUUUGAUUGCUAGUCUGAAGGCAGGUUGCAUUUACACAUACCAUAGAAGUCCUAUACAGCUGAUAUGACUACUACAGGAUAAAUAAUUAAAUGAAAUGAACGGUUCAUGCUGUACAAAAAUACUGUAUUCUACAAUCAAAUGAGUCCUUUUCCUGCUAUAUUUUUGUAUCAAAUAUGUAUAUUAAAAGUGUAACUGUACAUUAUGUAAA
Messenger RNA from Chaetura pelagica (chimney swift), 1499 nucleotides. RefSeq names its product metallophosphoesterase 1 (gene MPPE1). Gene Ontology annotation, cellular component: endoplasmic reticulum-Golgi intermediate compartment. Gene Ontology annotation, molecular function: phosphoric diester hydrolase activity. NCBI's taxonomy places the organism in Eukaryota, Metazoa, Chordata, Aves, Apodiformes, Apodidae. The record is from RefSeq and is a predicted model, not a curated record. Gene Ontology annotation, biological process: endoplasmic reticulum to Golgi vesicle-mediated transport; GPI anchor biosynthetic process.